Lotus japonicus is the source of this 1597-nucleotide messenger RNA. RefSeq lists its product as uncharacterized. The coding region runs from base 95 to 1273 and encodes 392 amino acids. The transcript has a single exon. NCBI's taxonomy places the organism in Eukaryota, Viridiplantae, Streptophyta, Magnoliopsida, Fabales, Fabaceae. The record is from RefSeq and is a predicted model, not a curated record.
UAUCAAACAUUGCAGCAAAUUCCAUUUUCUGACCAAAUCAACCAGUUCCGACCAAUCAAAAUCCUCAUCUCUGACAUCUCUAUGUACUGAGAAAAUGACGAAGCUUAAACCCUCACCCAAUCUCCCAAACCCCCUCCUCCUCAACAGGUUCUUCUCGUUUCACUCUCCAAUGGAAACCAACCUCAACGACUUCAUCAAUCUCAAACUGGUUGAACCCAAAUUGAUGGAACCCUCUUUCUUCUCGGACGAAGGCUUUCGCUUCCAAGAACAUCUGCAAUUUCAAGGACUCAACACCUUCGUCUCUCUCAACGCCAACUACCUGAUCGAACUCAUCAAGGUUUUCUACUGCAAUUUGAAGUUGGUGGAUGGUGAUCUUGUCACCGAAGUGAAGGGAACACCCAUCAGGAUCACUCCCUCUGACUGGCUCACAGUGACUGGGUUGCGCCACGAAGGGGUCACAUUCAGCACUACUUCAGAGAUUUCAAACUGGAAGGGGUAUGAUAGGACCAUCGCUGUUAAGGGAAUGCUGAAGGACCCAUCAGUGGUUCCUGCUUCUAAAAUCAUGGCUGGGAAGUUAACUGUGGAGGAUAGGAUGCUGCAUUAUGUUUUUGCUUGGAUUCUGAUUCCGAGGGGAAGCAACUAUGCUCAGUUGCGGGAGGAGGAUGUGUUUGUGAUGUGGUUGAUGAAGCAGAGACUUCUGAUCAACUGGCCCUGUUACAUGUCUAACCACAUGAUGAAGGUCAAGAACCGCCACAUGAAGGACCUGCCUUAUGCUUUUCUCAUCACCAAGUUUUUGGAACAUUUCCAAAUUGAUACAACAAGUGAGGCUGAGGUGGUGCCCAAGGGGUUCAACAAGUUUGCGCGGGGAGCUAUGAACCACAUGAAGCUCAAGAGAGUUAAUGGAGUUUGGGUCACCACUGGUGAUCCGGCUGCGGCGGCCGGGGAUCUGGUCCAAGCAGCUAGGGAAGAUGAGGCUCAUGACAUGGAUGCUGAGGAGACACAGCAUCCACUUUCACCUGCUGCUCCUGAUGAGGCCCAUGGCAUUGAUGUUGAGGAGACACAGCAUCCACCUGCACCUGCUGCUCCGGAUGACCGGUUUGAUUUGCUGAUUGCACAAAUGCAGGACUUGAAAAAAUUUGUAGGCGAACGCUUUGAUCAUCUUGAUUCCACUAUGGCAUCCCUGGAUGCACGUCUGAAGGUUCUUGAGAAUCGCAAACGCUUGGACAAUCUUGCUUCCUUCAGUGUCUCUGGAUGCACGUAUAAAGGCUCUUGAGGAUCGUAUUCUCAAUGCAAAUUAGUUUUAGGUUUCAUUGAGAGCUUUGGUUGGUUCUGCAGUUAGAAGCCCCAUAAUCAUUUCUAUGCAGAAAUCACAAAAUAUAGCUUUUAGGUUGUCGUGGUUUGAAUUGUGUGCUUACCACUAAUCCAUUCUAUCCACGUUAUGAAACUUUUUUGGUUUGUAUUUAUUUAGUUUGAGCAUUUUGUGGUUAGUUAGUAAUUGCUACUUAGUAGUUGGUUGUCUCUAUUUUGAAUCUUAUUGGACAAAUUUGGUGGUUGAUACAAUAUUUAUGAAUAAAAGUGCAAAUGUUAAUUCCUUGAA